AUGGCGGCAGCAGCAGCUCUUCAUGUUGAAAAAGUUGAACGACCUGAAUUAGCUAAACAUGAUUCAACUAUUCUUGAUCUCGUCUUUGUCAUGGAUUGUACGAGUUCGAUGGGAUCAUAUAUUAAUAGUGCCAAGAGUAAUAUUCGUUCCAUUGUGGAAGAAAUAGUUGUUAGUGAAAAAAGUGAUAUUCAUUUAGCACUUAUUGAAUAUCGAGAUCAUCCACCACAAGAUACUUCAUUUGUUACACGUGUACAUGAUUUUACAGCUAAAGUCAGUGAAAUGAAAAGUUGGUUAGAACAGUGUCAAGCAUACGGUGGUGGUGAUGGACCCGAAGCAGUUGCCGAUGGACUUCAUGAUGUUCUUAAAUUAUCAUGGCGUGCUGAAUCUACUAAAAUUUGUGUUCUUAUUUCGGAUGCACCACCACAUGGACUUGAUCCAAAUGGUGACGGUUUUCCAAAUGGUUGUCCAAUUGGUCUUGAUCCAAUUAAAAUUGUUCGAGAAAUGGCUGAAAAACACAUUACACUCUAUGUUGUUGGUGUUGAACCACCUAUUGUUCCUUAUCGUGAUUUUUUCAUGUCAUUGGCUUAUAUAACUGGUGGACAAUAUGUUCCAAUGGUUACUUCAAAACUUUUAGCAAAAGUUAUUAUUGGUGGAGUACGUGAAGAAAUAUCAUUAGAUCGUUUAAUGCAAGAAGCUCAAGCAGAUAUUGAUCAUGAAAUGCAAAAAGCUGAAGCUGAAGGAGCUAGUGAAAAAGAAAAAGCCAAACGAAUCAAUAAUAUUUUUUCGUCAAAAAAUCUACGUGCAAAACAAAUGCAUAAUUCUUUUGGUGCUGCAUCAUCUUUAGCGACAGAUUGCUAUUCAAAAUGUGUCGAUAUGAGUGAAAUGAAAAGUAAAUUUUCAUCAAAACCGACCGCUCCGUCAGCUGCUUUUGCUAGUGUCAUACCAACAGCAGAAACUACUUAUGAUCUAAUGGAAGAUCAACAUGUCAGUGAAGAACAAGCAUCACGAGUGUAUCAAAAAUGGAACAAUCGUAAAAAAUAA
Messenger RNA from Rotaria sp. Silwood1, 1041 nucleotides. NCBI's taxonomy places the organism in Eukaryota, Metazoa, Rotifera, Eurotatoria, Philodinida, Philodinidae. The record is from the annotation of a GenBank genome assembly.